Molecule: messenger RNA, 1569 nt
Organism: Emiliania huxleyi CCMP1516
Lineage: Eukaryota; Haptophyta; Isochrysidales; Noelaerhabdaceae
Exons: 7
Coding region: 1-1569 (522 amino acids)
Biological process (GO): isopentenyl diphosphate biosynthetic process, methylerythritol phosphate pathway; dimethylallyl diphosphate biosynthetic process
Molecular function (GO): 4-hydroxy-3-methylbut-2-enyl diphosphate reductase activity; metal ion binding
Source: RefSeq, a predicted model, not a curated record
AUGAGCGCUCUCGCGGCUCUCGUCGCUGCCGCCGUCGGCUGGCAGGUCGGCUCCCCGCGGUGCGCGGGCGCCGCGCCGCGCUCGCCGCCGCCGGCGCUCGCCGCCGACGGCGUGACCAAGCUCGACAAGGUGCGGCCGGGCGAGCUCGACAAGCGCGCGGAGCGGCGGCGGAUCAUGUCGCAGGACAAGUACAAGCGCGGCAACGCGCCGUUCGAGCGAUCGACGCACACGGCCGUGGCGGAGAAGAUGUCGCAGGCCUUCGCCUCGGACCUCGUCCAGCAGAUGAAGGAGGGCACCACGCGCGAGCUGGUCAAAGGGGAGGGCAGCCGCGCCAUCACCUUUCAGCUCGCGCAGGAGUACGGCUUCUGCUGGGGCGUGGAGCGCUCGAUCGAGCUCGCGUGGGCGGCGCGCGACGCGUACCCCGACCGGCCGAUGCACAUCACCAACGAGCUCAUCCACAACCCCGGCGUCAACGGACUGCUCAAGGCGCGCCGCCGCCCGGGCGCCGGCGGGAUAGGGCGGGGGUGCCGGGUGGACAUGGACAUCAACUUCAUCGAGCAGACCGAGGAGGGGAAGCGCUUUGGCGACAUUGAGGACGGGGACGUGGUCAUCCUGCCCGCGUUUGGUGGCCCUCGCAGCCGCCCCGGCGGCCCGGCGGCGCCUCCCUCGCUCACCUCGCGUGGGCGGUCGGUAGGCGCCUCGCUCGAGGAGAUGCAGAUGCUCGACCAGCGGGGCGUGACCGUGGUCGACACCACUUGCCCGUGGGUGUGGACGACGGUGGACAAGCACGCGCAGAAGCAGAUGACUUCGGUGCCGCGCGCGCGGAGGGUGAUCCACGGCAAGUGGGCGCACGAGGAGUCGGUCGCGACGGCGUCGAUGGCGCAGCACUACAUCAUCAUCAAGGACCUCGAGGAGGCGCGCGAGAUCGCAGCCUACAUCAUGGGGGAGGAGGGCGCGCUCACCGACGAGGAGCUCCUCGACAAGUACAAGAAUGCCGUCUCGGAGGGGUUCGACCCGAAGAAGCACCUGAAGAAGAUUGGCGUCGCGAACCAGACCACGAUGUACAAGAAGGAGAAUGCAGGCGGGGGCGGAUUGGCCUUUCGAUAUUUCCCCAACGGGGCGAUCGGCAAGCUCCUCGAGAAGGCGAUGAUCCAGGCGUACGGGCCGGAGCACGCCGCCGAGAACUUCGCCGCCUUCGACACGAUCUGCGACGCCACGCAAGUGCGGCAGGACGCGAUCACCGAGAUGUCGGAUCCCGAGUCGGCCGCCGCGCUCGACUUUGUCCUCGUGGUCGGCGGCUGGGACUCGUCCAACACGGCGCACCUGCUCGAGAUCCCAAUCGCGGCGGGCAUGACGGGCUACCACAUCAACGAGGCGUCCUGCAUCGCCGCCGACGGCACCAUCACGCACAGGACCGUCGAGGGCGAGGUGGUCACCACCACCGACUUUUUGCCGCUCGACCGGCCGGCUCGGAUCGGCGUCACCUCGGGCGCGUCGACGCCCGACUCGGUGGUGCAGGAGUGCCUCGAGCAGCUAGUCCUGCUCAAGUCGCUCUCCGGAGAGGAGUAG